Molecule: messenger RNA, 1768 nt
Organism: Sitophilus oryzae (rice weevil)
Lineage: Eukaryota; Metazoa; Arthropoda; Insecta; Coleoptera; Curculionidae
Product: facilitated trehalose transporter Tret1-like
Exons: 2
Coding region: 157-1683 (508 amino acids)
Biological process (GO): carbohydrate transport; transmembrane transport
Cellular component (GO): membrane
Molecular function (GO): sugar transmembrane transporter activity
Source: RefSeq, a predicted model, not a curated record
AUAAGAUAAAAUUAUUAUUAUCCUGCGACUGUUUCUCAUUCGGGCUGUUGCCAUUUAUCCUGCAAGAAGUUACUCGAUCAAAUUCCUGCCAAAAAAACAGGAUUUAAGAGCUCUGCUACAAAGGUCCCGCAGUUAGCAUCAGUGGUAGCCAUUAUCAUGGCCGAACAAAGGCAGAAUUACAAGUACGAAUCAGUAGCGGGGCAGGAGGGAGGAGAUGUUGAAAAGUACAGAGUGCACGACGAAGAGGUGCAAGUGACAGUCAUGCAGCAGCAAAAACCGUCCACCAGCAGGACUUUUCAGUACAUUGCAGCGUGCACAGCGAAUCUAGCUGGAUUCACAUGCGGUAUCACCCUCGGAUGGACCUCUCCAGUACUACCCAAACUUGAAACCCUCCAAGACAACCCCCUUGGAGCCAUCGUCUCCGCUGACGACUCAGGAUGGAUCGGAUCCUUGCUACCCCUUGGAGCAGCACUCGGUCCUUUCCUUGCCGGAGCCUUGUCAGACAAAAUCGGCAGGAAACGAACACUACUCUAUGGAAACCUGCCUUUCAUAGUUGGAUUAGUGUUGAACAUCAUGGCCACUAGUGUAAACUACUUUUUGUUAUCCAGAUUCCUGUGUGGUAUUGCUGUGGGUCUUACUUUCACGGUUUUGCCGAUGUAUGUUGGUGAAAUCGCUGAAGACGAAAUCAGAGGUGCCCUGGGAACACUUCUUCAACUCUUUACAACACUGGGGUUGCUGUUUUCUUUUGGCGUUGGACCUUAUACAACUUUUACAACCUUCAACGUAGCUUGUCUUGUGGUUCCUGUCGUAUUCUUAGUAACAUUCUUCCUGUUUAUCCCGGAAAGUCCGUAUUUUCUACUCCAAGCGGGAAACGAAGAUGAGGCAGAAGCAGCUUUGAUGAAACUUCGUAGUACCACAGAGGUUCAGGACGUUAAAAGAGAACUAGAUGAUAUGAAGAGUUCUGUAGCUGAUGCUCUAGCCAACAAAAGUUCUUUUGGUGAUAUCUUCAAAAAUAAAGGUCUUACCAGGGCAUAUAUUCUGGCAAACGGUUUGUUGGUAUUUCAACAGGUUUCUGGUAUCAAUAUAGUUCUCUUCUUUGCUCAGUCCAUUUUCCAGGAUGCUGGUGUAGCUCUGGCUCCCGAAAUCUGCACUAUAGCUAUCGGUACGGUGCAAGUUGUAGCUAGUGGAGCUUCAAGUGUGCUGAUAGAUAGAUCAGGCAAAAGAUUCCUUCUGAUGUUGUCAGCCCUGGGUAUGGCAGUUUCCCAAAUGGUUUUAGCAUAUUUCUUCCAUCUAAAAGACGACAAAGGUGAAGAUGUAACUUCAUUGUCUUGGUUACCGAUCUGUUGUCUCGUAGGCUACAUUAUAACGUACUGUCUAGGUUUUGGACCGAUCCCUUGGGCUGUCAUGGGAGAGAUGUUCCCAGCCAACGUCAAGUCUGUAGCCUCCACGGCUACAGCAGCCACUUGUUGGUUCUUUGGGUUCUUGAUAACGAAAUAUUUCGGGAUUGUGGCAGCUUUAAUAGGGAAGUCUGGCAGUUUUGGGGUUUUUGGUGUGUGUUGCGUGGUAGGUUUCGUGUUUGUUUAUAAGUUCUUGCCGGAGACUUCUGGAAAGAGUUUGCAAGAGAUCCAGGAUAUACUCAACGGGAGGAGUACAACGAAAGAUGUGGAAGAAGAGAAGAAUUAAGUACAAAAAAAAUGAGGGAAGGAGUACCGCUUAGAUAUUUGUUAUUAUUUAUUUUGUUUUAAUAUAUUGAUAUAAGAGAAAAAAA